Messenger RNA from Lachancea meyersii CBS 8951, 2685 nucleotides. The record is from the annotation of a GenBank genome assembly. Lineage: Eukaryota; Fungi; Ascomycota; Saccharomycetes; Saccharomycetales; Saccharomycetaceae.
AUGGCAUCUAUGAUCGACAAGUCAAUUUUUAGCUCUGGUGGCAAGACACUGGUAGGCUGUUCUGCCGAUGGAUCACGUCUCUUCGCGGUCAACAAAAAUGGUUUAACCAAAAUCUUACAGCUGAAUAAACCUGAAGACGAACCAGAUGUGCUCGAUUCAUGUCAGAACCCUACCUCGAUGCUAACCGUGUCGAACUCAAGACUGAUAGUGGGUUCACUGAAAGGUGAUGUCAAUCUUUACAGCUCGCAGGAAUCAGAGAGCAAGCUUUUACUGAGGUGUGCUUUGCCAGUACGGGAUGUGGUACUAGUCCACAAUGGUAAAACGGUGGCAAUCGGUGGAGACGACUUGGAAGUAACCCUUUUGUCACUCACUGAAGAAUCUGAGCGGGUAAAAACAACUUUGAAACUCGAGGACCAAGUCCGUAAGUUGGCUUACAAUCCUCAAAUGAGUGUUCUGGCAAUCUCUCAGGUAAAUGGCAGCAUUCAUUUCUACUCAAUGACCUCGACCACUCCGCGUCACGUCCACAGGCUAGACAAUUGCAUUGCGGCCCAUUUUUACAAUGACGACUUUCAAGACUCGUUACUGCAGUCUAUUGACCCUGCCGAAGCUGGAGAUGAGGAUGAGAGCGCCACGGACCCUGAAUACUGCGAUGAGAACAGAGUAUGCUCGCGCGUCGAAUGGCAUCCCCACGGUCUUCAGUUCGCUGUUCCAUGCCAAGACCGAUCUAUCAAGAUUUACAAUCUCAAAGAUUUCACACAAAUCAAAUCUUUUACUUACUCUCAAAUCAAACGUGAGUUUGUCGAUAUCAAGUAUAGUCCACAGAAUGGUUCUUUCAUUGCAGCCAUAGAUUUGGACGACAGGGUCACGAUCUGGAACGCUGUGACUGGUGAGAUUCACACAACCAGAGAUCUGAAGCAUAAAAUCACAAAUCUGAGUUGGGCACUUCAAUCGAAUAAUACUCUAGAUCUCCAUUUUGGUACUUGGUCAGGUAACAUGGUGAGCAUUAGAAAUGUGGCCGAAAACGUGGUGCAGCGGCCUGUUCUCCAUGAGGACGCCGAGAAGAAACAGGAGAAGAACAAUCUUUUUGUGAGCUCCGACGAUGAAGAGGGCGAAACUACUGCUCACCAUAAUGAGGCCUUUGUUGAGGGGAACGGACACGAGAAUUUGAAUGAGUCUCAAGGUCUGUUCACAGAUGAUGAGAGCAACGAGCCUAAAAAGAGAGCACUCCUCAACGACGAAGAUGAUUUUAUUGACGAUGAUGACGGAGCUGGCUAUGUAGUCAAAAAGCCGACAUAUUCGAGGUCCGCGACCCAUAGAUCUUCUCCUUUCAAUACGGAGAGUCGAGCUUCUAAAUUCCGCUAUCGCCCUUUCUCACCAGGAGGUACACCAUUCGGGUCGUCUGAUAGACGAUACUUGACCAUGAACAAUAUCGGAUAUGCGUUUACUGUGAAAACUAGCGAGGGAUCAGCGUCUUCGCGAAGUACCAUAACAACUUCCUUCUUCGACCUGGGUCGUUUUAAAGAGUACCAUUUCGAAGAUCUGUAUGGAUACGAUAUUUGUUCUUUGACUGAAGAGGGAGCACUAUUCGCAGAAUCCAAAGCGGGGCGGCUCCACUAUCGUGCCCAUAAUAAUUUUGAAUCUUGGAAUAGAAUGGUUCCCUUACAAAUAUCAGAGAAGAUCACUUCAGUGGCGGCCACAUCGAAGAAAGUAGUCGUCGGAACAUCUUUUGGUUAUGUUAGAACUUUCAACCAAUUUGGCAUUCCACUUGAAAUUGAGAAAGUAUCGCCCGUUGUAGCGUUAGCCGCCCAAGAUUAUAAGAUAUUUGCGGUUCAUUUUUCACCACAUCAUGGAAUCACUUACACUCUAUUCGAGCAGAAUCCUCAGACCGGGAGUAGGUAUUUUCAGAGAGAGAGCUCGUUGCCAAUCAAGCUUCCGGUAAAUUACGAUGAGGAUGAGGAGUUUAGUGAGACAUUCUCAGCGUUUAGCCCCCUGGGUAUAAAAUCUCUAUUUUUUUCAGCAUACGGUGAUCCUUGCAUAUUCGGGGUAGACGACGUGCUGUUAGUGCUGUCGAGAUGGAGAUCGGCAGCUCAAAGUAGAUGGGUUCCGCUUAUCGACGCCAAGCUGGAGCUUUGGAAAAGUUCCAACGGCAGAGAAGCAAAAGAUCUUCACGUGUGGCCCUUGGGUUUGACGUUUAACGUUCUUAAUCACAUUUUGGUCAAAGGCCACCAUGAAUGGCCCGAAUUUCCCAUGCCCUUGCCGUCUGAGAUGGAAGUAAGAGUUCCGCUCAUUAUAAAGGAUGAGGUGCAAAUCAGCCGCGAUGACGAGAACGAGCAGGAGAUGCAGAUUCCAGCUCAGAUGGCUGCAGAGGAGGAAUUUGUGCGUUCCAAAUUCAUGAGCGAGCUACUGACCGAUACUCUAGAGCACGAGGGCGAAGUUUACGGGAAUGAAACGCAAGUUCUUGCAUCUUUGAACGCGGCCUACGACAAGUCGCUGCUGCGACUAUUUGCAACAGCCUGCUCAGAGCAGGACAUAGGCAAAGCCCUUACUUUAGCGCAGGAAAUCAAACAAGACAAAGCACUGAAUGCGGCCGUCAAAAUUGCAGAGAGAGCUGAGUUGAUGAGUUUGGUUAAAAAGGUCAACGAUAUUCGGGAAGCUCGCUACGAACAGCAAUUAAAUACUGUUUGA